This is a messenger RNA of Paraphaeosphaeria sporulosa, 1295 nucleotides long. RefSeq names its product NAD(P)-binding protein. The record is from RefSeq and is a predicted model, not a curated record. Gene Ontology annotation, molecular function: oxidoreductase activity, acting on the CH-OH group of donors, NAD or NADP as acceptor. Bases 209 to 1042 code for a protein of 277 amino acids. The transcript is spliced from 2 exons. NCBI's taxonomy places the organism in Eukaryota, Fungi, Ascomycota, Dothideomycetes, Pleosporales, Didymosphaeriaceae.
CGCGUACGAGCCGUGAGCUGCGACUUGCAUCUUGGGAUGGGGUACAAACCCACAUUUCAGACCCCGCAUUGACGGGGCGUAGCUAGACCUCGAGCUUCAAGUACCACAAGUAUACAAGGAGCGCCCAAGUGGUCCCAACAAGGAACAAAGGCAAACCGCAUGAAAAGAGGUAGCACAUAGGACAGUGACACUGUAGCCCCAUCCCAUCAUGUCACCCCGCCUCCAAAACCGCAUCGCAAUCGUCACCGGCGCUGCCUCAGGCAUCGGCCGUGCCAUCGCCCUCCGCUACGCCGCCGAAGGCGCCAAAGUAAUCUGCGCCGACCUCACCGAGUCGACCUGGCGCAUCGACAGUCCCUCCGACGAGGCCCGCGACUCCACACACGCCCGCAUCGUGGCCUCGGGCGGGGAAGCCACCUUCAUCCAGUGCGAUGUCACAGAUCCCGCGUCCAUCGAGUCCGUCGUCAAGCAGACAGUCCAGCUGCACGGCCGGCUCGACAUCAUGGUCAACAACGCGGGUAUCGCGCCUGAGUCGUCAACCCCCGCGCCAAUAUGGGCGACGACGCUCGAGACGUACCACAAGACGCUGCGUGUGAACCUCGACGGUGUGUACUACGGCACGCGGGCCGCCGCCGCACACAUGAUCACGCAAGACCCCAUCAACUCGCACGGGGACAGAGGCUGGAUCCUGAAUGCGUGUUCCGUGUACGGGCUCGUGGGGUCGCGGCACGCAUCGGCGUAUGCGACGAGUAAAGGGGGUGUUGCAAAUCUCACGCGCAGUGCGGCGCUGGACUGCGCGCCGUAUGGCGUGCAUGUCAAUGCGGUGAAUCCGGGCUAUGUGAGGAGCCAUUUGACGGAUGCAGUGUUUCGGAGUGAGGACCCGGGGCUGAAGAAGGCGGUGGAGCAGAUCGAGGGGAUGCAUCCGCUGCAUGGGGUCGGAAAUCCGGAAGAUGUCACGGGGGCUUAUGUGUUCUUGGCGAGUGAGGAUGCGAGGUGGAUGACUGGGGUUAAUUUGGCUGUUGAUGGUGGUUUUACGGCACAGUAAUGUGGGAAGAACAAUAGCUUAAGCGAUAAUGCCUCCAGCUCCUGAUCAGACAUUCUCAGAGUCGUAACAAUUGUGAGAUGGCUUCUCCGAUCCACGGAUCGCGACAAUCUCCGUAUCACCACAUGUUCAAAAACAAUCCUAGGACCGUCCCUGAGAGCCAUCAUGACUCUCCCAGAUUCUUGAAUUCCCUGUGCGAGCUGCGCCAUUCCUAUUGUCUCUUCAAAGGCCAACAUCGUCUCAUUAGAACUUGUCU